AUGGAGUCCCCUACUCCACCUGCUGACAAGCCGAGCCCUCAGAAACGAAGACACGCCCGUGCAGCCGCGACCUACCCCCGGAAGCGAGCUACUCAAGCCUGCCAAACCUGUCGCCUUAGACGGACGAAGUGCGAUAAUACCCGGCCUUCAUGUGCAUCGUGUGUGCGGCUCGGGGCGGAAUGCUCCUACCAGCAGUUUUGCCCUUCAACAUUUGAUUCCGCGAGCUUGGCUAUCCUGAAACGCAUCGAUGAUCUAGAAACACUGAUCCAGACCAAGGUAAAGGAUCCACCUCCAGUGGCCCUGUCUAAUGUUCUGUCUACAUCCCCGUCUAGCACUUCCCAUAACAUUUGGUCACCUGUAAUUGACCAGGAGACGGAAUGGAAACCCUCUUUUAUCAACAUUGAGGAGGUUCUCAAGUGGCCUGUUUUCGAUGACCAAGAAUUUGAACCGCGACUCUAUCUAAUAUCUUCAUCCGAGGAGAACAUAAUUCAACCAGAACUACCAAUCUCCUUCGACCUUGACCUCCAUGCCGCGGACCACCUCGUUCGGACUUUCUUCGAUAAUGUACAUAUCUUCAACCCCACACUAAAAGAGGAGGAUAUCAGUGAAUAUGUGAAGACUGUGCGAUUGAAUGGUAUCGGGUGGGAUGCUAAGUCUUGUCUGUUGCUUCUCAUAUAUGCCAAUGGUUCAAUCGCGACACCAUUUGUAAGGAAUGGACAAGGCGUAUCUUCUGGUCAAUUUCAUCAGUCAAAGGGGUUUCUGCAAGCCGAGGCAUAUUUCCUUGCUGCGCAGAAGCGAAUGGGCAUGCUGCUCUGCAGGAGCGGCGUGGUAGAGGCGCAAUGCUUCUUCCUUGCGGGCGUAUAUCUAAUGACAAAGUUGCGGUCCGUGGAGGCAUGGAGGAUGUUUACGCAAGCACUGGCGUGUUGUCAGAGCUUUUCCAUCCUCCGCAUACAUGGAAACCGCUAUGAAGACGGGUGGGACACGAAGCAGAGAAUAUACUGGACCUGCUUGAAGUCUGAACUAGAGCUGCGACUAGAAUUAAAUCUUUCCCAAAAGAAUGUUCCAGAUCUCAGAUACCCUACAUUCUUUCCGUCGCCCCCAGAAGAGCUCAAGUCCAAAGAUGAAGCGGCAUGGUACUUCUAUCUGGCUGAGAUUGCAUUGCGAAGAUUGGAGAACCGAAUUCUGGGCUAUCUGUACCAGCCUUACGGCGUAAAUUCAAACUUCAACAUGCAAUCGGUGAUCCUUGACUUUGAGGAGCAAGCAGACGCAUGGCUGCGAUCUCUCCCAGAAGCAUUGGCUCCGGAUGUAGAUAAGCCGAACACAGACCAAUAUGAGCCCUUCCGAUUCAUUCUCAGUGGUCAUUUCCUUGACUGCCAAGAGACAAUGUACUGGCACUUUUUGGUGGAGGCAAUACAUGGCAGAGUCGACGGAAACAGCGAUAUUCUUCUUCGCAAAGGACUGAAGGUCUGUGUGGAUAGAAUCCAGCAGAAUCAGACGGGGUUCUACCAUCGGCAUCACGGAACAUGGCUCAUGCUCCGAUCAUGUACAAGGAGUGCGUUGGUGCUCCUCGCUGCUGAGCGCAGUGGGAACCUUGUCUCUUUUUUACCUCGAGGUUGGGAGGCAGCGGUAUAUGAUGUUUCCAGGAUGCUGGAAUUCUGGAAGGAUGAGUCGAAUGAUGUAAUGGGGUUGUUCACUAUUGUGCAAACAUUGCUAGAAUCCAGGGUAAAUUAG
This is a messenger RNA of Penicillium vulpinum, 1731 nucleotides long. RefSeq lists its product as uncharacterized. Bases 1 to 1731 code for a protein of 576 amino acids. The record is from RefSeq and is a predicted model, not a curated record. Gene Ontology annotation, molecular function: DNA binding; DNA-binding transcription factor activity, RNA polymerase II-specific; zinc ion binding. The transcript is spliced from 5 exons. Lineage: Eukaryota; Fungi; Ascomycota; Eurotiomycetes; Eurotiales; Aspergillaceae. Gene Ontology annotation, biological process: regulation of DNA-templated transcription; DNA-templated transcription.